Molecule: messenger RNA, 1007 nt
Organism: Vigna unguiculata (cowpea)
Lineage: Eukaryota; Viridiplantae; Streptophyta; Magnoliopsida; Fabales; Fabaceae
Product: O-fucosyltransferase 19-like
Source: RefSeq, a predicted model, not a curated record
UAUUACGCAGGGGAGAUGGUGCAAUUGUUGAAGAAACACAAAGUGCUAAAAUUCACGCAUACUGAUUCUCGGUUGGUGAACAAUGGUUUAGCCAAUCCAAUCCAAAAAACACGUUGCAGAGCGAUGUAUGAAGGGCUAAAGUUCACAACUCCAAUUGAAGAGCUUGGAAUGAAGUUGGUAAACAGACUUAGAAACAAUAGUACUCCUUACAUUGCUCUUCACCUAAGAUAUGAAAAGGACAUGCUUGCUUUUACAGGUUGUAGCCACAACUUGACAAGAGAAGAAGCUAUGGAACUUAAGAAGAUGAGAUAUCAAGUGAGACAUUGGAAGGUGAAGGAGAUUGAUAGCAAAUCAAGGCGCUUACGGGGUAGUUGCCCCAUGACUCCAAGAGAGGUUGCUGUGUUCCUUGAAGCACUUGGUUACCCUUUUGACACAAAAAUUUAUAUAGCUGCAGGUGUCAUUUAUGGAAAAGAGGAAACGAAACCCAUCCAAAGGAAAUAUCGCCACUUGCUCUCACACUCCACUUUGGCCACAGAAGAAGAGCUUCGACCUUUUAAGGGUCAUCAUAAUCAACUUGCUGCUCUUGAUUACAUCAUAGCAGUAGAAAGUGAUGUUUUUGUUUAUAGUUAUGAUGGACACAUGGCCAAAGCAGUUCGUGGUCAUCGAGCAUUUCAAGGAUUUCGGAAAACUAUUAGUCCGGACAAACAAAGAUUUGUAAGAUUGAUUGAUCAACUGGACAAUGGUUUGAUUUCUUGGGAUGAAUUUUCAUCGAGGGUGAAAAGUAUACAUGCGAAUAAAAUUGGAGGCCCACAUCGUAGAAAAGUUCAUCGACACCCCAAAUGGGAAGAAAGCUUUUUUGCAAACCCUUAUCCGGGUUGCAUCUGUGAGCACGCAUGAGACAAUGGCAAUGUAAAUAUUCAAAACAAUCUAGUUAUUGGAGUAAUCAAAGCCAAAUGUUCAACUAUUGUAAAUUGUGUAUUAACUUAGGUGGAAUAGACUAAUGAAUA